GGAACGGAGAACGGCGGAGGGCUGCGGGGAGAGGUGCAAAGAGAAAAGAAAGCGAAGGCUUGAAGCGGCGAGAAACAUGUGGAAAACGAAAACAGCUGAGGGGAACACGAUGUCCUUAUAUAAUAGUUUUCAAUCUGAAUUCGAUUCAAUCGCCGCUCGUCUUCAUUCCUCUCCUUCUCGCCGUCUUCCCUCCGCCGCUCCCCCUCUCGGAGCCUCGUGAUGUUACUUUUUUGCCGCUGAAGGUUCCUCGUCUCUUCCAUCACUUUUCCUUCUCUUUAAUUCUGGAUUGCUCAUUGUUUUAGCUUUAUGAAAUUUGUUCCCAAUUACAUGUUGGUGCUUUCCCCAUUCAGGAGAAUCAAUUUCUUUACUUUCUAAUUUACUUUAUUUUAUAAGAAUUUUUAGUUUUAUUACUAGAAAUUCAUUGUUCAAAAUUUACAUCCUAGAAGUAAAAGUUUGCAUGAAGCAAUACCCCUUAUUGGUUUCUUAGAUGCCUUAAUUUAUUUAAUUUCUUUACAAAUAUUCAACUUCUGUAGAAAAAACAAAUCUAAGGGAAGUUUUAGCAGUAUGGGCAUGGCAUUGCUGAAAUGAUGCCUUCAUGAGUUUCUCAACAUGAAUAAUUCCUUUAACUGUCCAAUUUAGGCAUUAUUAAUUCUGUUUAGCAGUUUAAUUAAGAGAUUAAUAGUGGGAAUUGUCUAAAAUGAUUGCACCUGGUGGGCUGCUAUGAUUGUUCAUAUGUUUUUCGCUUGUCUUCGGUGAUAAAAUCAGGUUCAAAACCUUUUUCAACAAAUGGUGAGAUGAUUGUUGGAGCUUAUUUCGCCAUGCAACAUGCUUUUUAGCUUAUUUCGCCAUGCAACAUGCUUUUUCUUCUUUUUUUUUUACAAAUAUUGUUGAAGAUUGUUGCUUUAAAAUGUCGGUUCUCCAAAGUUUUGUUUGAUAGCAAAGCUUGUUUAUUGUUCUAGCACCAACCGUUUGUUAUUUCUAGCAAAUGAGCCGAGCAUAUGUAAUUGGUUGACGCCGGUGAGCUUUCAUACUUGGUGUGAAUUCUCUUUAAUCUAACACUUUGACUACAUAAGGACAUUUUGUGGGAAAGUCAAUUUAGAAUGUAUAUAUAAUCAUAUGUUUGGUUACCUAAUUU
This is a messenger RNA of Rubroshorea leprosula, 1135 nucleotides long. The record is from the annotation of a GenBank genome assembly. NCBI's taxonomy places the organism in Eukaryota, Viridiplantae, Streptophyta, Magnoliopsida, Malvales, Dipterocarpaceae.